Molecule: messenger RNA, 2028 nt
Organism: Arabidopsis arenosa
Lineage: Eukaryota; Viridiplantae; Streptophyta; Magnoliopsida; Brassicales; Brassicaceae
Source: the annotation of a GenBank genome assembly
CUAAGGCAGAGGAGAUUCAUUUCUUUCUCUCCCCAAGAAAAACUAUACAAAAUUUCAGAAAAUUUAUAGUAAGUUCGAUAUGGCGUUUCAGGAUUUCGACAAGAUCCAAGAACGUGUAAACGCCAAUAGGAAACGUAAAUUCAGGAAGAGAAUCAUCGUUGGAACGGUCUCUUUGCUUGUGGUUGUUGCUGCUAUUGUUGGAGGAGCUUUUGCUUAUGUUGCUUAUGAGAAAAGAAAUGAACAACAACAAGCGAAGAGCCACAACAAAAGCGGUAGCGGCAACAACGUCAAGGAUAGCGACAAGAAGAGCCAGAGCCCACCAAGCCAGAGCCCACCAAGCCAGAGCACACCAAGCCCGAGCCAAAAAGCUCCCGUUUCCGCAGCGCAGUUAGUAAAACCUGGUCAGGGUGAUAAGAUUAUCCAAACAAUCUGCGGUCCAACGCUUUACAAGCAAACCUGCGAGGAAACGCUCAAAAACAGAACAGAGAAGGGUUUUGCUUUGGCCAAUCCGACGACCUUUUUAAAGUCUGCCAUUGAAGCUGUUAAUGUAGACCUUGACCGCGUUUUAGAGAAGGUCUUGAGUCUCAAGACUGAAAACCAGGAUGAUAAAGAUGCGAUUGCGCAAUGUAAGUUGCUUGUGGAAGACGCAAAGGAGGAAACCGUUGCGUCCCUGAACAAAAUCAACGUCACAGAAGUCAACAGUUUCGCAAAGGUAGUUCCUGACCUGGAAAGUUGGCUAAGCGCGGUCAUGUCUUAUCAGGAGACAUGCCUUGACGGGUUUGAAGAAGGGACCUUAAAAUCUGAAGUGAAAACGAGCGUCAAUUCUUCACAGGUUCUGACCAGCAAUUCCCUCGCAUUGAUCAAAACAUUUAACGCGAAUCUCUCUCCGGUAAUGAAGGUCGCAGCACGACAUCUUCUUGAUGACAUCCCGUCUUGGGUAAGCAACGAUGAUAGAAGAAUGUUAAGGGCUGUUGAUGUGAAGGUGUUGAAGCCUAAUGCCACUGUAGCUAAAGAUGGCAGUGGAAAUUUCACAACCAUUAAUGAUGCUCUGAGAGCUAUGCCUGAGAAAUAUGAGGGAAGGUACAUUAUCUACGUCAAACAAGGCAUUUAUGAUGAAUCUGUGACUGUCGAUAAGAAGAAGGCGAAUCUCACUAUGGUCGGAGAUGGAUCACAAAAGACAAUUGUGACCGGAAACAAAAGCCACGCAAAGAAAAUCCGCACUUUUCUCACCGCAACGUUCGUUGCACAGGGAGAAGGGUUUAUGGCACAGUCAAUGGGGUUCCGGAACACGGCUGGGCCAGAAGGACAUCAAGCAGUUGCAAUACGUGUCCAAUCUGAUAGAUCAAUUUUCCUAAACUGCCGAUUUGAAGGAUACCAAGACACAUUGUACGCUUACACACACCGUCAGUACUACAGAAGCUGUGUGAUAGUCGGUACAAUCGACUUCAUAUUCGGAGAUGCGGCUGCCAUCUUCCAGAACUGUAACAUCUUCAUCCGAAAAGGUUUACCAGGACAAAAGAACACCGUGACCGCUCAAGGACGUGUUGACAAGUUUCAGACGACUGGUUUCGUGGUCCAUAAUUGUAAAAUCGCUGCAAAUGAAGACCUUAAGCCAGUAAAGGAAGAGUACAAGAGCUACCUCGGGAGACCGUGGAAGAACUACUCUCGAACGAUCAUAAUGGAAUCUAAAAUCGAGAAUGUGAUUGACCCUGUUGGAUGGUUGAGAUGGCAAGAGACAGAUUUCGCGAUAGACACACUGUACUACGCGGAGUACAAUAACAAAGGAUCAAGUGGAGAUACAACUUCAAGAGUUAAAUGGCCUGGAUUUAAGUUCAUAACCAAAGAGGAGGCUUUGAACUAUACUGUUGGGCCCUUCUUACAAGGAGAUUGGAUCAGUGCCUCAGGUUCUCCCGUUAAGUUGGGUCUUUAUGAUGCUUGAUGACAACUUGUUGCUUGCAGAGAAGGUCAUGUGGUGACUUGCUUUGUUUUAAAAGCCAUUAAGAGAGGAUAUAAAACUUCAUCCACGGA